Messenger RNA from Gossypium raimondii (Peruvian cotton), 2846 nucleotides. RefSeq names its product E3 ubiquitin-protein ligase MBR2. The record is from RefSeq and is a predicted model, not a curated record. NCBI's taxonomy places the organism in Eukaryota, Viridiplantae, Streptophyta, Magnoliopsida, Malvales, Malvaceae. Gene Ontology annotation, molecular function: ubiquitin protein ligase activity. Bases 462 to 2648 code for a protein of 728 amino acids. The transcript has 8 exons.
UGGGUUAUAAGUGCAAAAAAAGCAAAAAAACAAGGAGAAGGAGAGAAAGGAGAGAAGUCCAAAAACUCCCAAAGGAAUAAAAAUAAAAUAAAAUAGAGGAAAGAACCGAAGAAACGCCCUUGAUCUCUCUCGUUUCUUUUAGUACCAUUUUAAGCUCAAAUAUCAAUUUUUUUGAUCACUUUUCUUUUCAUCAUCUCAUCUUUUUUUCUUCAGCAUGUUAUUACUUUGAUCUGCCACUACUGCCUCAAAGUAUUUUUUGCAAAAGACUUAAUGUUCUUCACCAAAAGAUGUUGACUUCUUCGUUUUCUGUGAUUCGAAGCUAAGUGUUUAUAACAAGCAAAUUAUAUGUGAUGUUACUGGCCGGGGCUUUUGCUUUCUGACAUACAUCAGGCUCCAAAUGCAACUGUUCAAUCCUUUCUGACCUGGAAGGGUAAAAAAUUUCAGAAUUUAUUUUGUAGAAGAUGUCGUCCCUGAUGCAAAGUCAGGGGAGCACCAUUGAUUCCUUCCCUGAAAUUGUUAAUAUUGAUGAGGGAACAAGUCCCAAUAACACUAGUAUUGGUCAACCGAAUUCAUUGCAUGACAUGCUGAAUCCCGUGGAAACUCGGCUAUCCAAUUUUACAGCACCUUCUGGUGGGACAAUGCACAGAAAUGCUAUUACCCUUGAUGUUCAGAGCAUUAGCGGCUGGAAUUCUGGUCAACCAAGCUCUAGACAGGGAGUGCAGAACCAGGUGACGCAGGGUGCUCCAAAUCACCGUCUUAAUGAUGAUGGUGAGGAUGCACGUAUACGGGCCACUCCGAGGUCUGAAGAACGGCGGAUUGAACCACUAAAUGUCUUUUUUACUGGGAGACUGAAUAAUGGAUGGAGUGGCAAUCUGGUUAGAAGUGGGCCCAUAUGUUUGCAGAGUUCCAGCUCUAAUCAUAUCCCAGAGAAUGUGAAUUUAAAUGAAGGAUUUAUUAGUGGAAAUGGUACCAGAGAGUCAGGUGUUGGAACUGGUGGAAGGCCUAAUCUCCACGACUCAGGUGGAUUAGAAAGAGAAAAGAUAUCUAAUGCAAGUGUUUCUUCUUAUAAUGUUGGCAGUUCAUCUGGAAGCUCUAAUCAUGUAGGAGAGGAAAACAAUGAUGGCUCAGGCUCUUCUUUGGGCAGUUAUGGUUUAUCCUGCAAGAGGAAGGCCUUUGAAGGUACUUCUGGACAGUCUUUUUCUGCUGGUGCUUCAGGCUGUUUUCACCAAGUAGAAAAUAUUGCUUGGCAUGCUGGUCCUACUCGUAAUGAAGCUUCCAGCAGCUUGAGUUUAUCUACGCCCUCUUCGAAUUUCCUUAAUGUGACUCCUCCUGAUCAGUCAAAUCCAAGAGUUGGGCUUGGUAUGAGAGGAGUAGUUAGUGAUGCAUUUCUUUCUUUAGGUGAAAGAAGAGCAAAUCCGGGAAAUGAACAAGAAUCUUUACCAUUUAGUUUAUUGUCAACCAGGGCUGCUGGCCAUUCUAGUUUCGUCUCUCCUAGUCACCCUCAAGUUGCACCAGUUGAUGAAUCUCUAGACUUGAGACCAACAACAACAAUAGCUGGAAAUUCUGGCUCAACCUCAACUCAACCUCAUAUGAGAACUGCUUCUAUUGUUCCAAGAAAUGUGCAUCCUAUCUCUAGGAACGGUACUUCCAGUUCAAGUGUUUGCAACCCAUCAAGUUCUAGUAGUUCUGGAGAGAGAGCUGAUGCAUUACGAGGAGAACCAAACAUCAGAAAUAUCUCAAGAAACAAUGUGGAGCAUCCCAUGUUUGUACCGGCUACUGAGAUGAGAAAUGUGGCACAAGAUCCAACAGGUUGGAGUUUGGCUUCUGGAAAUCCUAGUACUUCUGGAGGUAUUCCAUCUUCUAAUCGACCUGCGUCUAGUUCAAACAUCCAUCCUUUGCCUGAUCCUGCCUGGAUCCCUCCUCACAACCCUCCAAUACAUAAUCAACAGAGACUAUCAGAAUUCGCUUCUUGGUCUUUAUUUCCUCCUAUUGCUUCUGAAUUUGGUGGUCAUAGUGGCUGUUUUCCACUACCAUCUUCAAGCCCUUCAGCUUCCUCACAGGAGACAGUGGGGCCAUCAGAAUCUAACAGCCAAGGGAAUAAUCAACCAUCCCCAAGGUUAGCAUUCAUAUUGGAGAGACAUGGUGAUGAUGUUCUUGGGAUGGCCCAUUCAUUACGAGCAUUGGCUGCUGAUAUUGAAGGGAGACACCGACUAAUAUCUGAGAUUCGCCAAGUCUUAAAUGCCGUCCGCAGGGGGGAGAACUUGCAAAUUGAGGAUUAUAUGCCGUUUGAUCCAUUCAUCUAUCAUGGUAUGGCUGCUAUGCAUGACAGACAUAGAGACAUGCGUCUUGAUGUUGAUAACAUGUCUUAUGAGGAAUUGUUGGCAUUAGAAGAACGCAUAGGAGAUGUGAGCACUGGACUGAGCGAGGAAAUGAUUCUGAAGUUGAUGGAACAACGGAAGCAUUCAUCUACUUCAACAGAAUCCCAACAAGAUCUGGAACCGUGUUGUAUCUGUCAGGAAGAAUAUGCAAAUGGAGAUGACACUGGGAUACUAGAUUGUGGACAUGACUUCCACUCUAACUGCAUUAAACAAUGGUUAAUGCUAAAGAACUUGUGCCCUAUUUGUAAGACAACAGGCUUGCUUAAAUGAUAGCAAAAGCUGAUGUUAGAGCCAGGAAAUUUCGUUAUCUUUUGAUUGUCAUUAAGAUCCUAUAAUAAGGGUUUAGGCGCGCGUGAACCAUACAAAAUUUGAAGAUGCUGCUGCUAAUUUUAUGUACUGCAGGAUGAGUUGUUUGUCGAAUAACUUGGCAUAAAAGCAUCAAUGACAAUGAUAACAUAUUUGAAACAA